ACAGGCGCCAUUUUAAGGUCCAGUUUCCAGUCACACAGGAGUUUUCAGCGUUAGUGCAUCGAAGAGUGCGGCUACCCGUCCGGAAUUUUGCCGGGUGGUCUAGCGAUUUCAUUCCAGUUUGGAUACUGAAGCGUUGGUCCCACGCCCCUGACAGAAAAACGGCUUAUCCGUUUUGGUAUCAGAUUUGGAAGUAGUUCGGACUGAGGCCUUGGCAGUACGAUGGCUACCCAGUCUGAUUUGAUGGAGCUGGACAUGGCUAUGGAGCAAGACCGGAAGGCUGCAGUCAGCCACUGGCAGCAGCAGUCUUAUCUAGACUCUGGAAUCCACUCUGGGGCCACCACCACAGCGCCCUCUCUCUCAGGCAAGGGCAACCCCGAGGAGGAAGACCUGGACAACCAGGUGCUGUACGAGUGGGACCAGGGCUUCAGCCAGCCCUUCACCCCAGAGCAGGUGGCAGAUAUGGAUGGGCAGUACGCCAUGACGCGGGCCCAGCGUGUGCGGGCAGCCAUGUUCCCGGAGACGUUGGACGAGGGCAUGCAGAUCCCCUCCACUCAGUUUGAUUCUGCAAACCCCACCAAUGUCCAGCGGCUUGCCGAACCCUCCCAGAUGCUCAAGCAUGCCGUGGUCAACCUCAUCAACUACCAGGAUGAUGCCGAACUGGCCACCAGGGCCAUCCCUGAGCUCACCAAGCUCCUCAACGAUGAGGACCAGGUGGUAGUGAACAAGGCGUCUGUGAUGGUGCACCAACUGUCGAAGAAGGAAGCAUCGCGCCAUGCCAUCAUGCGUUCCCCACAGAUGGUGUCGGCCGUUGUGCGGACCAUGCAGAACACAGCUGACGUGGAGACGGCCCGCUGUACGGCUGGGACUCUGCAUAACUUGUCCCACCACCGGGAGGGUCUGCUGGCCAUCUUCAAGUCAGGGGGCAUCCCUGCCCUUGUCAAGAUGCUGGGGUCUCCAGUGGACAGCGUGCUGUUCUAUGCCAUUACCACCCUACACAACCUCCUGCUGCACCAGGAAGGUGCCAAGAUGGCCGUCCGUCUGGCCGGAGGCCUGCAGAAAAUGGUGGCCCUCCUGAACAAGACCAACGUCAAAUUCCUCGCAAUCACCACAGACUGCCUACAGAUCCUGGCUUAUGGCAACCAGGAGAGCAAGCUGAUCAUCCUUGCGAGCGGUGGUCCUCAGGCCUUGGUGAACAUCAUGCGGACCUACACGUACGAGAAGCUGCUCUGGACCACCAGCCGCGUGCUUAAAGUGCUCUCCGUCUGCUCCAGUAACAAGCCUGCCAUUGUUGAGGCCGGAGGCAUGCAGGCUCUUGGUCUUCACCUCACAGACCCCAGCCAACGUCUGGUGCAGAAUUGCCUCUGGACGCUCCGCAACCUGUCUGAUGCUGCCACCAAGCAGGAGGGCAUGGAGGGCCUGCUAGGUACCCUGGUGCAGCUGCUCGGCUCGGACGACAUCAACGUGGUGACGUGUGCCGCAGGCAUCCUCUCCAAUCUCACCUGCAACAACUACAAGAACAAGAUGAUGGUGUGCCAGGUGGGUGGCAUCGAGGCGCUAGUGCGCACUGUGCUCCGCGCCGGAGACCGUGAGGACAUCACCGAGCCGGCCGUCUGUGCCCUGCGCCACCUCACCUCCAGGCACCAGGACGCAGAGAUGGCCCAGAAUGCUGUGCGGUUGCACUACGGCCUGCCUGUGGUGGUCAAGCUGCUGCACCCUCCCUCUCACUGGCCCCUCAUUAAGGCCACAGUUGGUCUGAUCCGUAACCUGGCACUGUGUCCAGCCAAUCAUGCACCGCUUCGUGAGCAGGGUGCCAUCCCCCGGUUGGUCCAGCUGCUGGUGAGGGCGCACCAGGACACCCAGAGACGCACUUCCAUGGGGGGCACCCAGCAACAGUUUGUGGAAGGAGUGCGGAUGGAGGAGAUUGUGGAGGGUUGCACCGGGGCUCUGCAUAUCCUGGCCAGAGACGUGCACAACAGAAUUGUUAUCCGAGGACUCAACACCAUCCCACUAUUUGUACAGCUCCUCUACUCUCCCAUCGAGAACAUCCAGCGUGUGGCGGCAGGUGUGCUGUGUGAGCUGGCACAGGACAAGGAGGCGGCCGAGGCUAUCGAGGCAGAGGGAGCCACUGCGCCUCUAACUGAACUGCUGCACUCCAGGAAUGAGGGAGUGGCUACAUAUGCUGCAGCUGUGCUGUUCCGCAUGUCUGAGGACAAACCCCAGGACUACAAGAAACGCCUGUCUGUGGAGCUCACCAGCUCCCUGUUCAGAACGGAGCCGAUGGCCUGGAAUGAGACUGGAGAUAUAGGUCUGGAUAUAGCUCAGGGAGAGCCUGUUGGAUACAGACCUGAUGACCCUAGCUAUCGCUCCUUCCAUUCCGGCUACGGCCAGGACGGUCUUGGCAUGGAUGGGAUGCUGGAGCACGAGCUGGCCGGCCACCAUCCUGGGGCGGACUACCCCAUGGAGGGCCUGCCUGAUCUGGGCCACUCCCAGGACCUGAUGGAUGGCCUGCCGCCAACAGACUCUAAUCAGCUGGCCUGGUUUGACACAGACCUCUAAAUGCGCCGUAACAGUCUGGAUGUAGUGAAGCUGUAUUUUCUGAACGAAUCUGCGUUGUGAUUUUGCCGGAGGAGUCACGGAAGGUUUGCCGAGGGUGGGCGAGCAUAUCGGGAAGUGCCUGACACAUGCGUGCGCGUACACACACACACACACACACACCCACCAUUCAUGCACACACACUUGUUGGGAGAAAGAGGGUGUUUCCUGCAAGGAAGAGGAAGCAAGGAAGCCAACCCUUUUUGUGUGUUCUGUUUUUGUUUUUUUUUUUUGUUUUUUUUUUUUUUUUUGUUUUGUUUUCUCUUAACCCCCCCCCCCCCCUCCCCAAUGGAAGGGCAAUCUAGAGGAUUUCAGGAGUGCAAAGGAGGGGAGGUGUCAUAGAUGGAACUAUAAACUUUUUUUUAUUUUAUUAUUUUUAGGCUUUGGUUUUAUCUUAUUUUCUAUUUUUAAGAUCAGUCUGUUUAUGGUACUGACUCCUAGCUUGGUUUUGAGCUUUAGCCUGUAUUCAUUCAUUCCCCCCACUACUUCUGUUUCAAGCAGUACUUUGUAUUCCAUCUUUUUAUUGUCUUCUGUAGCGUUGAGUUGUAGUGAACUUCAUUGGUUUGAGUCUCUCAUGUAAUGGUGUCGAACACUAAUAUCGGUUUCUAUGUAAUCUGACUGAAAGUGUAACAAUGUGUAGCUUUUUGUUUUAUACGAUCAGCUGUUAAAAUGGGAUUACAGGGGUGGUAGAAAUAUAUGCAUUCUUAUUAAAUACAUUUAAAAAAAAAAAAAAAAAAAAAAGUGGUUUUCGGUGUCAGUUAUUCCGGAACAGGUAUGGAUGAGCUAAGAGUGGGGUUUGGGGAGGGGGGUGUCUCAGGGAGCAGAGACGAAUCUUUCUUUUCUAUGCUAUCUUGAGGUAGUCUCUCUAUUGAAGCGACGUUGUUUGCCUGUGCGGCUUAUUUUGGGAACAUGGAUAAUGACCUGGCUAAACAAAUAAAAGACUUUAUUCCAGUG
Messenger RNA from Electrophorus electricus (electric eel), 3546 nucleotides. RefSeq names its product catenin, beta 2 (gene ctnnb2). NCBI's taxonomy places the organism in Eukaryota, Metazoa, Chordata, Actinopteri, Gymnotiformes, Gymnotidae. The record is from RefSeq and is a predicted model, not a curated record. Gene Ontology annotation, biological process: cell adhesion. Gene Ontology annotation, molecular function: cadherin binding.